GGGAGUGGAAUUGGACUCCGUCCGCAGCUUCCAAACCCCAGCGUACGGCGCGGCGGCGCCGCCGGCUUGUCUGGCCUCUCUGCUCCCCGCUCCUUCCUGCUUGGGUUUGUCCGGAUCUAGGAGGAGCGGAGGUUGCGCAGCGGCCUAUCUGGGGAGCUCGCUCCGUUGAUUCUUGCCUCGUCAGAUUUUUCAACAUUUAGUCAACAUCAUUACUCAUGCAAUAGCAGUUCCUGGUGAUCAGAUGUGAUAAAUAUGCACACUAAAGGGGCUUCGUCAGAUGUUAUCAGAGUAAGCACAUCUAGUGCCCCUAGUACAUCAAGUCACGGUUCUGCGCAAGAUGACUGUGAUUCUUCAGGCGACGUGUAUGUAUGGGGUGAAGUUAUUUGUGACAACUCUGUACGAACUGGUUCUGAUACAGUAAUUAGGUCAACUGUGAGGACCGAUGUCCUACGACCUAAGCCUUUGGAAUCGAAUUUAGUCCUUGAUGCAUAUCAUGUGGAUUGCGGGGUUAAACAUUCUGCUUUGGUCACAAAAAACGGGGAAGUCUUUACAUGGGGUGAAGAAUCCGGUGGACGCCUUGGCCAUGGGUCACGAGAAGAUUCUAUUCAUCCUCGUCUAGUUGAAUCGUUAGCUGUUUGCAAUGUGGAUAUCGUUGCUUGUGGGGAGUUCCAUACUUGUGCUGUGACAACAGCUGGGGAACUGUACACUUGGGGAGAUGGAACACAUAAUGUUGGACUUCUAGGCCAUGGUACAGAUGUAAGCCACUGGAUUCCUAAAAGAAUUUCAGGAGCACUGGAUGGUCUUCAAGUAUCUUCUAUAUCUUGUGGAACGUGGCAUACAGCUUUGAUUACAACAAUGGGCCAGCUAUUUACCUUUGGUGAUGGCACAUUUGGAGUUUUAGGCCAUGGAGACCGUGAAAGCAUUUCAUGCCCAAGGGAGGUCGAGUCUUUAUCAGGGUUGAAAACAAUUUCUGUUGCAUGUGGUGUAUGGCACACUGCAGCCAUUGUAGAAGUUAUAGUGACUCAGUCAAGUUCAAGUAUAUCUUCGGGAAAGCUCUUCACAUGGGGAGAUGGUGAUAAACAUCGACUUGGUCAUGGUGACAAAGAACCACGACUCAAGCCUACAUGUGUGGCUUCACUUAUUGAUUAUGAUUUUCACAAGGUAGCAUGUGGCCAUAGUUUAACUGUGGGUCUCACAACAUCUGGAAAAGUUUUGAGCAUGGGUAAUACAGUUUAUGGUCAGCUUGGAAAUCCUCGUUCAGAUGGUAAGAUUCCAUGUUUAGUUGAAGAUAUUUUGGGUGAAAACGUUGUCCAAGUUGCCUGUGGUUCCUACCAUGUUGCAGUUUUGACAAUUAAGAGCGAGGUUUUUACAUGGGGAAAAGGAGCCAAUGGAAGACUAGGUCAUGGGGAUAUAGAGGAUAGAAAAAUACCUACACUGGUUGAGGCAUUGAGAGAUAGGUCUGUUAGGCACAUAGCUUGUGGUGCGAAUUUUACUGCUGCUAUAUGCCAGCAUAAGUGGGUCUCUGGCGCUGAGCAGUCGCAGUGUGCUUCAUGUCGACAACCAUUUGGGUUCACCCGAAAGCGGCAUAAUUGCCAUAAUUGUGGACUUGUCCAUUGUAAUGCAUGCACAUCAAGGAAGGCUUUGAGGGCUGCAUUGGCUCCUAAUCCUGCAAAACCUUACCGUGUUUGUGAUUCCUGUUUCUUGAAAUUGAACAAUGCUGUAGACUCUAGUACAAUUAGUAAAAGGAAAGAGAACAUACCUCGCCACUCAGGUGAAAGCAACUCUGAUGCUAGAUUGACAAAAGCAAUCGUACCAAGUAAUUUGGAUAUGAUCAGAAGUUUAGAUAGCAAGGCAGCAAAACAAGGGAAAAAAACAGAUGCACUGGCAUUUCUUCGUACACCUCAAAUGAAUUCGCUUCUUCAGCUUAGAGAUAUUGCUCUGUCUGGUGGGCUUGAUCUGAACAGGCCAGUUCCAAGAGCAGUGCGCACAUCAGCAGUUCGAUCAGUAAACACUUCUAGGGCUGUUUCUCCUUUCUCUCGCAAGCCUAGUCCACCCCGUUCUACCACACCAGUUCCAACAACUCAUGGUCUUUCUAUCGGAAAAGGUGCUGCUGAUAAUCUUGCGAAAACAAAUGAAAUGUUAAAUCAGGAAGUUGAAAGACUCCGUGCACAGGUUGACAAUCUGAGGCACCGAUGUGAGGUUCAAGAACUUGAGUUGCAGAAAUCAGCCAAGAAAGUACAAGAGGCCAUGACGCUAGUUGCAGAAGAAUCUUCAAAGUCCAAAGCUGCAAAGGAAGUCAUAAAAUCGCUAACAGCUCAGCUCAAGGAUAUGGCUGAAAGACUGCCUCCAGAUCAGGGAGCCUAUGAUGGCAAUGAAUCAAAACAAAUACAUUUUCCAAAUGGCACAGACUUGCAUGCUGCUAUUUACUCUAGCACAAAUGGCAUCCACCAGCUACAAAAUGAGUCUAUCAGCACUUUGAACACACCUAGCCUGAACACAGGACGAUCCUUGCAUGCAAAUGGGAUCUCAAGUCAACAUAAAUCACCUGGUAGUAUUAGCGAACAUAGUGAAGUAAGCACUUACAGCCAUCGGGCUUCAAGCCCUAAUGACAGUGAACUUUCAAAUCGAAGGGCACGGAUCAGUAGUGAUGAGUUGUUCAGUGCAAGCAGUAAAGCAGAUGAUAGCAGUAGCAGGGAUGCUAGGUCCCUUCAAAAUGGUGAAGAUGGUUACAAACCGCGAGGGACGAUAUCACUGUCCAGCAACCAAGUUCAGGCUGAAUGGAUUGAACAAUAUGAACCAGGGGUAUACAUUACGCUGACAACACUUCGUGAUGGGACUCGGGAUCUGAAGAGGGUGCGCUUCAGUCGCAGACGGUUCGGGGAGCAUCAAGCAGAGAACUGGUGGAACGAGAACCGGGAGAAGGUAUACGAGAGAUACAACAUCCUCCAGACCGAUGGCUUCUUCGGCCUCUACGCCGGCUACGCCGCCACCCUCCUCCGCAACCUCCCGGCGGGUGUCCUCAGCUACUCCUCCUUCGAGUACCUUAAGGCUUUCACUCUCAAGCAAGGCAACAAGGACAACCUCACGCCGGGGGAGAGCGUGCUGUGCGGCGCUCUCGCGGGGGCGAUAUCAGCGGCGCUCACCACCCCGCUCGACGUCGUCAAGACGCGCCUCAUGACCAGGGUGGGCACCCAGGGGAGCCGCACUGUGGUGGGCACGAUGCAGGAGGUCAUUGCCGAGGAGGGGCUGACGGGCUUGUCCCGGGGGAUUGGUCCGAGGGUGUUGCACAGCGCUUGCUUCGCUGCACUGGGAUACUGUGCCUUUGAGACUGCAAGGCUUGCAAUUCUCAAAUUGUACCUUGAAGACUGCGAGAGGAAGGUGGCGGCGGAGACGAAGGUCGGAGUAGGUGCUUCUUGAGUUGUGAAUUUUACUGUCAGGAAAGGUAGCCGUUGGUUUUGUUCUUAAUGAUGCCAUGAUUAUCUCAGGAGUUUUGCUGUAGCUACCUAGCUGCCAAGCUGCGCUGUGAUGCAGAUAAUGCACCUGUUAAAUUAUUUCAAACUUUAGUGUCCUUGAAAGUUUAUUGUGGAGUUGAAAGUGCAGAAGUAAUAAAACCAGGAAUUCAUCGAUGUAUCAUUAGUUUUGUUCAGUAGCCAGUCAUGUUGGGCAUAAGUUCUAGGCUGGUGUUUUCAAGUAACUUUCCAUACAUCACCACUUCCUAUGUGUAUGUGUGCGUGGUUACCACUGAAACCUGAGAAUUUGAAGGUUUGAUUUUGCAUAAGCAUCAGAAGUAAGUUGAACCUUUACUGAUGUGCAGCAGUGUAAAUCUUCAUUGCUAGUC
Molecule: messenger RNA, 3838 nt
Organism: Oryza brachyantha (malo sina)
Lineage: Eukaryota; Viridiplantae; Streptophyta; Magnoliopsida; Poales; Poaceae
Product: PH, RCC1 and FYVE domains-containing protein 1-like
Exons: 6
Coding region: 253-3417 (1054 amino acids)
Molecular function (GO): metal ion binding
Source: RefSeq, a predicted model, not a curated record